Messenger RNA from Ostrea edulis (European flat oyster), 2093 nucleotides. Its product is annotated as receptor expression-enhancing protein 5-like. The record is from RefSeq and is a predicted model, not a curated record. The transcript is spliced from 6 exons. NCBI's taxonomy places the organism in Eukaryota, Metazoa, Mollusca, Bivalvia, Ostreida, Ostreidae. The coding region runs from base 88 to 726 and encodes 212 amino acids.
GUGUUAUGAGACGACCCUUUAGGAAGAUACGUUAAUCCAGUUUCCUGUGACGUCACUUAUUCAGGGUUGGAGAGAUCUAGAGAGAAAAUGGCCAGCGCUGUGCAACAGAACGUGGAAAAUUGGAAGGCCAGGCUCGAUAAAAUCUUGCACGAGAAAAAUGGCUUUACUGAUCUUUUGGCAAAGGCUGAAGGGAAGACUGGAGUACGAAGACUCUACCUUGCUCUUGGGCUGCUUGCAAUAGUUGUCCUGUAUUUGAUGGUGGGAUAUGGUGCCCAGUUCCUGUGUAAUUUUAUAGGCUUUCUAUACCCAGCCUAUGCAUCAUUUAAAGCCGUAGAAAGCACAAGCAAAGAUGACGACACUGUCUGGCUCAUCUACUGGGUUGUCUACAGUUUUUUUGCGCUCUUAGAAUUUUUCACAGACAUCUUCUUGUUCUGGAUUCCAUUCUAUUGGCUCCUGAAGUGCAUUUUCCUAGUUUGGUGUAUGUCCCCUACAUCAUACAAUGGCUCCCAGACGUUGUACUACAAAGUCAUCAGACCAUUUAUCCUUCGCUAUGAGAAGAAAAUUGACAGCGCCUUGGAUCGUGCCAGUGAAGCAGCACAGGAAGUGUUUGGUCUAGCAUCCAAAGCCUCAAAAAAGGCGGGAGAAAUGGCCCAGGACAUGGCAAGCGAUGCAGCAACAGACGCCUUGAAAAAACAGUACCUGGACAACUCGGCAAAGACCGACUAAAUGAUAACACCUACCCAAUUCUUCUCCACCCUCAUCUUCACCUGUCGACCUCCACCCCGAUCAAAGGAGGCCAAAUCUUGGCUUAAAAAAUUACCUCAAUUCUAUCUGAUUGUUUGAGACUCAGUGUGCAAUAUGUCAGCAUGAUUGUAAAACCGAAGGACCUGUAGAUUUGAUUAUUAGAGAGAUGUGUUCAUACUGCGAUGGUUUCAGUGUCGGUCCCCAAUUGUUUGUACAAAACGUAGUUUUGCCCCCAGGGUAUAUGUUAUUGUUGGUCUUUUUAACCAUUUCUUUUUUUUUGCUUAGCAAAUAUUUAGGUUUUUGCUCAAUUUAUAGAUGUAUGUACAAUAAAUUUUCUCCUAGCAUAUCUCCUACAGUUUUUCAAUAGAUAUCAUAAACAUCUACUUACUUUCAUGAAACAUGUAUAUAAUUAUACGAACUGCAGAUUUGUGACUACAGUAAAACGCGCUCAUAACGAAGUGCUGUGGAGGAGCAAUUUUGAUAAGUUAUAAAUGUAAUUCAUUGUAUAAAGUGAAUUCAUUGCAUGUAUUAAAACAACAGGGAAUAAAAAUAACUUCACUGUAAGCAGGAAUUCAUGUGUUCGCUGUAACCAUGUUUUACUGUAAGCAUGAAUUUGUUAUAAGCAUGUUCGCUAUAACCGUGUUUUACUGCAAGCAUGAAAUCAUUAUAAAUGUUCAAGGAGAUCACAUUAUAUCUCUAAAUUUAACCCUGUUCAACCUCUCUAGUCCUUUGGAUUUAUAUAAUCUAAUGUUUUGAUGUUGUACGAUUGUAAAAUAAAUACUCCAUAUGCAUGCAUGUACUACGGAUUUAAAAGUUUUUCUCAGUAUUGGUCCAAGACAGUAAGUUGCAUACUGUACAUAGCUUAAAUGUUAGAUUUUUUUUCUAGUGUACAGAUUUUAUCAAAAUUGAUUCUCCGUUGUUACUUUAUAUUGAAUAUUUAUGAAUCUUCCUUUUUUUUUUUUUUUUUUGAGAUCUAAUGUCCUAAAUGAUGAAUUUUUAUAGCACUUUUUAUGCUUGACUUCAGUAUACUGUCUUUAUGCUGUAAACACUGUACAUAUAUAAUUUAUUAUUUCUAACAUUCCUAAACCUGUCUGUACUUACCUCUAAUCAAACCCGGACAUUUUUCAGUUUUCUUCGAAGGGAAUUUCAUCUGCCCAGUUACUUAUGUAACGAUAAUGUAUUUUGCUUGUUACAGUUGAUUAUGAUUUAUGUGAGGUAGUUAUUUAUUUGAUCUACUUUGAAGAAGAGAAAUUCAAUCUCCUUGUGUCCAAGUCUGAUAUUUCUGAAUUUCUAUAAACCUGUAUCCAAGUCUUCUAGCAUCUAUUAGUCAAUAAAAUUCUCUUAAACUA